CCUCUCACGUGUGAGAGUAUGUUGCGCGAAGCGGUGAGAUGAUUGUUGUGGGUGAUGGAAGACCAUGAAAGAUUUUAUGAGGGAUGCAACCGCGAAGGGCCCUUACGAUGUAUAUUUCUGUGUGAAUUCCAUCACGUGGCAGGACCUAAAAUAGCGUGCCAAGUCCCUGAAAAUUAUAUUUCUAAGGACUUUUUUGAUGCAGUGAGUGUCUACAUAAUACCAAAGGCACAACUCCAAAGGAGUACCAUUACAGUUGUAUUGUAUGAUUUGAAGGUGCUUGGCUUUCCAGUUCGAAUUGAUAACAAAAAAUAUGCCAGAAAUGCUUACCAUUACAACUUGUGCUUUGUAUGUGAUGCAUGGGCCCGCACUGUCCAAUAUGAACCUGUUGUUAAGAAGCUAGCAGAUUACUUGAUGGCCAUGGAAGUAGAAAAUCAUUUUCUGUCCAAAUAUAAUCAGAAAGCAGGGGAUCAUGGAAGGCUUGUGCGAAUGUUGAGACAGAUUCUCCAUGAUCUGAAUACUCAUCGAAUGUGCACAUUGACUGAGGGUACCACAACAACACACCUUAAAGUGAUUCGCAUAUCUCGUGAUCCUGAACCUGUAGAAGAUCAUCAUGUCCCAAUAUUUAUUCAAGAUCAGAACACAUUCCGUUCAGAGCAAUGGGACCUCACUACAAACCAAGUCCUUCCAUACAUUGACGGGUUUAAUCAUGUUGCUAAAAUUGCAGCUGAAGCAGAUGUGGAGAACAAUCUUGUUAAGGCAUGUGUUCAAAAUUUGGUAUAUUAUGGCGUUGUUACAUUGGUACCAAUAUUCCAGUAUUCAAAUGUCUAUGCAGCAACACCAAAAUUGAAGUUAUUGGCUGAAGAUGCAGAUCUUCAGGAAAGAUGUCUUAAGUUUGUAUCACGAUCAGUAAGGCAGCUGCCACUCUUCAGAGAUGUCUUUAGGAUGUAUGCAGGUAUGAAUGUGGGGACGACCAUUAGAGAUUUGUGCAUUCGCUUCAGCCCACAUCCUCGGCAAAUAAAUGAGAGGAAGCUUGUCCAAUUCGGAGUCCUGGAAGGUCUUAUCAGAAGAAUACACAAGUUUCCAGUGCACAUUUUGGCAUCAGAGUGUUCAAGUUCUGCCUCCAGUUUAUCACAGACUCGAUCCCAGCAAUACCAGCCAUAUCAACAGCGGCAAGAGGAGCGACCUCAGCACAUUCCAAUGGUAUUCACUGGUGUCUCGUGUGAAGAUGAGAUCUGUUGUUCUCUAGGCAUUAGCACCCUACAGCUGGAAGAAGAACUUGAUCAGGAUCCAGGGAUUGCAGUCAUUUGGAAGUAAACUUGGAAUCCUAAGAAGCUAAGAAACUUUAGUGUUUAAGAAUUUAUUUUGAGUCUGUGCCAACAGUUGUUAAACAGCUUACACAGAUGUUGAGCCACAGUCUUAAGUUCUUCAAGCUAUUGUGAAAUCCAGUUUUUGUUGAGAAUUAUUUCCUCUUUGUUGCUUGCUUCUGUGGUAGUACUGUUACCACAGAAAGAUCAUACUGACAUCAAAUUUGUACAUGGGAACAAUGAUUGCAAUAAUUAGAAUGUAAAUGUUGGAGAACUGAGGACAUUAAUUAUUGAGGCAUAAACUUGGUUGGCCAGCUCAUGUCAGUACACUAACUCCAAAAAAUUUGGCACAUUCAGUUGUUGAGUUAGAUGCUUCUAUGAAGAUUAUUAACUGUUUAUUGGAUGAAAUUAAUAUUACUAAUGUGUGUGGCACAAAUGAGAGCUGUCUUGAGUCAGUUGUUAUGUAUGGCAGCAAGCAAAUUUCAGAAACUGAAUGGACUGAUUUUUAUGGCAGUUACCAAGGGUUUUAUUUUCAUUAAGACAGAGGGAAUAUUACAAGACAUGAGUGACACUUAUUGUUCAUAUGACAUAGUAGCAUUAAAAAUGACAAAUUAUUCAAAAGAUGAGAAAUCUGGAAAAAAUAAUGAUUUACAAUAUAUUAUAAUAAAAUAGCAAGAUCAGAUUCAGUGAAGGAUCACAACUUAUUUUGCUGUUGUCUUUGAUCACUAUUGAAAGCCAUAUUAGAUAAGGAAUAGCUGCUUUACCUGUUAGUGGAGGGGCGUGUAGUAAUAUCAGAGCUGUUAUGACUGUCAUCUGACUUGUUACCUUGCAGCUGUGUGUGCAGCAUUGUAUUAUGUAACUGUUUAUGUUUACAGAGAAUUCAUAUAGCCUCCUUUGACAAGGGAGGGUCACCUCUGUAUCACAUUGCAGUUACUUUACGGAUCAAUGAUUAGCUUGCAACAGAAGGUGACAAUUUCAUAACUCGCUGAUGAAGUUACAUUUGGGAGUGCAACACAACAGCUAUUUACAUAAAUAAUUGACAAGACCUUGACCAAGAAUUUUAAUUUAAUUUUAAGUUAACAAUAAUCAGUCAAUUCAGUAGACAUAAUUGGAAAUGAGCUCAUAUUUCAAACUUGUGUAAUUUUGAAUUGCCCAUCUGUGACAAAACAUGUCUUUAUCGUAACAUUUGCUUGUUUGCCAUCCCAGGAUGGAUGUUACAGGUGUAAGUAAUAAGCAAUUUUAUCAAAUCAAAAAGCCUUGAAUAUUGUUGUUCUCUAAUAGUGUGAGGCAUUUUCAGUUGUAUUUUUAAUUACUUGUAAAUAUGUGAAUGGAAUGGUGGAGCAUAAAUUUGAGAUGGAAAAAAGUUUUAAAUGCAGUUAAUGACAAAGUUAUAACUAGAUGUGUGAUAGGUUCUAAAUAAUGACAUUUGGCUACAAUAUUCGAAGACCAGAUCAUUUUCACGAUAUGAUGAUGGUUUUAUGGGGUGUUAUCUGGAGGAGGUUCCAGAUUUUUAAACACAUGUGCAAUAUUUUCUUGAGUAGCAAUUUAAUAAAUGAUGUAUCUCUGAGCAUAGUUUUAUGGCUUAGAUUAUGUGUAUGCUUUCAUCAUCAUUUGUGACUGGUUUAUUUAGUCCUUACUGAUGCCACACAGCACUGUUUUUAUUGUUUCUACUCUGUCUAAUGAUACAGUAGGUGAUAUUAAAAAACCAACAUUAUAAGUUAAAUGAAUUGUAUUUCACAUUUAGGUGGAAUUAUAAAUACUUCUAUGUGCUUUAAAUAGAAGCAUCUUGGAAAAACUGUUACUGAAAAAUGCUAUCUUGCAUUGUACAAAUAAUAUUCCAUUAGAGUACAAAUAAUUAUAUAUUGAGCUAGUCAUGUUCUUAUUUCUGUUGAAGGUGUAUUUAGACAGGCAUCACAAGAAAACUGAUGUUGGUAAUGCUUGUCUAGAUACUUUGCUGUGGCUGUUCGCAUAUGCCUCACAAGCUAAGAAAUCUUUGAGUGAAAGUUAGUAUGAGAAGAAAGUAAUUUUGAGUCAAUGUAAUAUAUAUUUUACAAAUAGAUAUAAUCAAUCUCAGUGAAUAUUUUCAUAAACUAUAUUUUAUAUGAUACAAAUUCUUUACUAUAUAUACAUAUUUUUGUUGCAUAUUGUAUUCAUGUUAUAUGUUAAACAAUAUGUUCUUUACCUACCAAAUAAACAACAUUGAAUUAUUGUGAGAGGAGGAUGGCUUUAAAUAUUAGUGACUUUAAAAUACAAUUACCAUGUAAAUAAAUAAAUUCUGCUAGACCCAUAAAUUCAUCAAAUGUUUUAUGAAAGAAAAUGGAAUCUGCUGAAUGUCUUACCUUCAGCAAUUUUGUUCCUGGAUAACUAUUCAUUAAGCUUUGACUUGUAUACUUUCAUACUCAUUUAACUGGUUUUUCAUAGUUGUUUUGAAAGAUUUUAAAAGUUGGACAGAGGUAUUUUCAUCUAAACAGUUUUAUUGCAGAAUGAGGAUAAUAAGAAUAUAUGGCUAACCAUCAACAUCUCAAGAUGGAGUCUGCACCCAAUAAAGAGAUUGCAGAAACGAGGUAGUUACUCUCUUUUACAUUUCAUAUUAACAACUAUCUCCACGAGUGUUCUCCCAUGACUACCAUAGCAGUUAUAGUGCCUGGUUUCUGCUUCCACAUUAUUCCAUUUCCAGUCCAGUGCAGUUUGUGUUGAUUUAUGUACAUCUUCUACAGGCACUAAAGCAGGAGCUGCAGAUGAAAAUAGAUCUUCAGCUUUAGAAGCUAGUUGCAGUUAUUUCUGCCCUAUUGGUGACUGACAAGAAAGUAUUUUAUUUUUGUCAGUAAAUGAAAACAUUUGGUACAGAACAGCUUACAGUGCAUAUAUUUUUCAAGGUUGUUGUGUUUUAAAAACAUAGAUGGACUAAAUCUAAAAUAAAGAGAGAAAAAGAUUUAAAACUGAAACAUAAAGAUUGCACAAUGAACUAUUAGCAGAAACUGAAAACACAGACCAAAAAAGAACUGCUACAGCUACCAACAAACCUCCCACAUGAGAAAUUUCAUCAUUUGUUAAUGAUUAUAUCCCAAUUUGCCAUAAAACUUCUUAAUUUUCGUGGGUAUUGUCACAACAACAAGAUGUAUUGUGAAAUAUAUGUUUUGAAUAUCAAAUAGUCAACCUUUAAAUUUUACAAAAUAGAUCAAGUUUGUAAACCUUUAAAGUUACACUUUCUUGUAAACUAGUAGGUAACAAAAAUCGUGGUAUCUACUAGUAGUUACAAAACAUUUUACUCAAAAAUGUGCAUAUUUUGCCAUUUCCAUAAUUCAUCGAUGUGUCCAGUUACCUUAUUAAAUUACAUAACGGAUAAUGCAGUGUGUGCAGUAUUGGCAAAACUUUUUUACUGGGCAGCUUGUUCAUUACAUAUCUAGAUAUAGUUCUAAUGUCAAAAUUUCAUAUUUCAUUUACAACUGUCUUAGCUGAGAAAGACUUAAGAGUGUUAAAAAUAAUUUACAAUCAUAGCUGAAAAGAAAUUUUUCUGAAUGGCUUUUAAAUGUACAGUACGUUUUGAGAUUUUUUAAUCUACGCAGGGGAUGAGCUUUAAUUAUUGUUGAAAUAAUAUUUGUGUUUACUAAUCAUAGUUAAUAUUUUCAUGUUAUUACAAUAAUAUUGUGUUGUUACCAGUUAUGUUAGCAAUAUCAUCUAUUUUGGAAUAUUUUUAUCAUGUUUGCUCAAUUUUUGUGUGCCAUAUGGUUUGUAUUCUAAAUCAGUCGUUGGCCAUAUGUGAAUGUGUUUUGUUUGCUGCUGUUGCAAUUAGAGCUUCAUACUCCAAAAUUUGCAUUUAAAACAAUGUCAAAUCUGAACAAUGAUGAAUUAUAAGAGAAAAUAAACUAUCUUACACUUGUA
Molecule: messenger RNA, 5186 nt
Organism: Schistocerca gregaria
Lineage: Eukaryota; Metazoa; Arthropoda; Insecta; Orthoptera; Acrididae
Product: GATOR complex protein NPRL2-like
Exons: 9
Coding region: 55-1314 (419 amino acids)
Biological process (GO): positive regulation of autophagy; cellular response to amino acid starvation; negative regulation of TORC1 signaling
Cellular component (GO): vacuolar membrane; GATOR1 complex
Molecular function (GO): GTPase activator activity
Source: RefSeq, a predicted model, not a curated record